AAAAAGGGAAAAUUAUUACUCUUAAAAAAAAAAAGAAAGCCUUUUUUUUACUGCGAAAUGACUAAACAAGAUCUCCAUGACACCAAACGGACAACUUUUAUUCGAGUACCCAUGGAACCGUUAUAUGAAAGAUUAUUAAAGAAGCCAUUUGGUGAUAGUGUGUCAGCCAUUGAAUAUUGUCGCAGUGUCUGUGCUGAGUUUGGAUUCACCGUCAAGCAAGAAGCCAGUGCCAAUCGUGUAAGCCCUCUUUUUUUUUUGCAUGAAAAUAGCAGUAAAAAAUAACAUUUUUUUUUUCUUCUUGUUUAGAAUAUCUAUGUCUAUUGUUCAAGAGAAGGCUUGCCUGAUUCGCAACGUAACCCUAAACCUUCUCCU
Mucor mucedo is the source of this 372-nucleotide messenger RNA. RefSeq lists its product as uncharacterized. The record is from RefSeq and is a predicted model, not a curated record. NCBI's taxonomy places the organism in Eukaryota, Fungi, Mucoromycota, Mucoromycetes, Mucorales, Mucoraceae. Bases 58 to 282 code for a protein of 74 amino acids. The transcript has 3 exons.